CCUCCCAGUGCGCGCGCGCCGUGCAAGGCCCGCGGACGCCCGCCCCUCCCCCAGGCCCCCGCACCCGCGCCGCCCCCUCCCCUCCUGGUGAGAGUCGGCGGCUGUGGCUGCGGCGGCGGCUGCAGAGAUUGGAAUCCGCCUGCCGGGCUUGGCGAAGGAGAAGGGAGGAGGCAGGAGUGAGGAGGGAGGAGGGCCAAGGGCGGGCAGGAAGGCUUAGACUCGGCGCGUCAGUCCGCGCGCGGCGAAGAUCGCACGGCCCGAUCGAGGGGCGACCAGGUCGGGGCCGCUGCACGCCGAGGGCGGAGGCCGAGCCGGGCCCCGCUUCGCCCCGGCGGCUCGCCGCGCCCACCAAGCUCCGCGCCGAGGGCUAGAGGAUGCGUUUCCCGGGGUCCGGACUUAUGAAAAUAUGCAUCAGUUUAAUACUGUCUUGGAAUUCAUGAGAUGGAAGCAUAGGUCAAAGCUGUUUGGAGAAAAUCGGAAGUACAGUUUUAUCUAGCCACAUCUUGGAGGAUAUUACUUUUUUUGGUCCCUAUUAAACUAUGUGGCAGCAAGUCACAAAGGAGGAAUCAGAAAGUAACCUGCUCCCCACCCUUGGUGUGUAGUCCAGUUAGCAAGAUCUGCAAAGCAGCUGCGAUGUGUGCCGGGUGUACUGGAAGUUGAAGGGGACUCCUCAUGCAGCCUAAUGAGUUGGGAUCGAGGACUGCAUACACAAGGGAACUCGCAGAUCAAGUCCUGAAGAGAACAUUGUAGUUACUCUGGCAAAGAACAACGAGGACACAAAGGCUGCGCAGAGGAAUGGAAGCCUGGAAGGAAUGCCUGUGAAGGGAGAGCGGCUGCACUGACUUUGGAGUCGCAAGAAAGCAGUGGGAGUUGAAGUCAUUGUCAAGUGCUUGCAAUCUUUUACAAGAAGAUCACUGAAUGAUAGUCAUUUAAAUUGGUGAAGUAGCAAGACCAAUUAUUAAAGGUGACAGUACACAGGAAACAUUACAAUUGAACAAUGACUCAGCUAUACAUUUACAUCAGAUUAUUGGGAGCCUAUUUGUUCAUCAUUUCUCGUGUUCAAGGACAGAAUCUGGACAGUAUGCUCCAUGGCACUGGGAUGAAAUCAGACUCCGACCAGAAAAAGUCAGAAAAUGGAGUAACCUUAGCACCAGAGGAUACCUUGCCUUUUUUAAAGUGCUAUUGCUCAGGGCACUGCCCGGAUGAUGCUAUUAAUAACACAUGCAUAACUAAUGGACAUUGCUUUGCCAUCAUAGAAGAAGACGACCAGGGAGAAACCACAUUAGCUUCAGGGUGUAUGAAAUAUGAAGGAUCUGAUUUUCAGUGCAAAGAUUCUCCAAAAGCCCAGCUACGCCGGACAAUAGAAUGUUGUCGGACCAAUUUAUGUAACCAGUAUUUGCAACCCACACUGCCCCCUGUUGUCAUAGGUCCGUUUUUUGAUGGCAGCAUUCGAUGGCUGGUUUUGCUCAUUUCUAUGGCUGUCUGCAUAAUUGCUAUGAUCAUCUUCUCCAGCUGCUUUUGUUACAAAGGUCAUCCGCUGUUGCGUGUUAUUCACAUUAGAGGACAGUUGGAAAGUGAGGGGGGCGUGCCUGUUGUCCUUAGACAUUAUUGCAAGAGCAUCUCAAGCAGACGUCGUUACAAUCGUGAUUUGGAACAGGAUGAAGCAUUUAUUCCAGUUGGAGAAUCACUAAAAGACCUUAUUGACCAGUCACAAAGUUCUGGUAGUGGGUCUGGACUACCUUUAUUGGUUCAGCGAACUAUUGCCAAACAGAUUCAGAUGGUCCGGCAAGUUGGUAAAGGCCGAUAUGGAGAAGUAUGGAUGGGUAAAUGGCGUGGCGAAAAAGUGGCAGUGAAAGUAUUCUUUACCACUGAAGAAGCCAGCUGGUUUCGAGAAACAGAAAUCUACCAAACUGUGCUAAUGCGCCAUGAAAACAUACUUGGUUUCAUAGCGGCAGACAUUAAAGGUACAGGUUCCUGGACUCAGCUCUAUUUGAUUACUGAUUACCAUGAAAAUGGAUCUCUCUAUGACUUCCUGAAAUGUGCUACACUGGACACCAGAGCCCUGCUUAAAUUGGCUUAUUCAGCUGCCUGUGGUCUGUGCCACCUGCACACAGAAAUUUAUGGCACCCAAGGAAAGCCCGCAAUUGCUCAUCGAGACCUAAAGAGCAAAAACAUCCUCAUCAAGAAAAAUGGGAGUUGCUGCAUUGCUGACCUGGGCCUUGCUGUUAAAUUCAACAGCGACACAAAUGAAGUUGAUGUGCCCUUGAAUACCAGGGUGGGCACCAAACGCUACAUGGCUCCAGAAGUGCUGGACGAAAGCCUGAACAAAAACCACUUCCAGCCCUACAUCAUGGCUGACAUCUACAGCUUCGGCCUGAUCAUUUGGGAGAUGGCUCGUCGUUGUAUCACAGGAGGGAUCGUGGAAGAGUACCAAUUGCCAUAUUACAACAUGGUACCGAGUGAUCCGUCAUACGAAGAUAUGCGUGAGGUUGUGUGUGUCAAACGUUUGCGGCCAAUUGUGUCUAAUCGGUGGAACAGUGAUGAAUGUCUACGAGCAGUUUUGAAGCUAAUGUCAGAAUGCUGGGCCCACAAUCCAGCCUCCAGACUCACAGCGUUGAGAAUUAAGAAGACGCUUGCCAAGAUGGUUGAAUCCCAAGAUGUAAAAAUCUGACGGUUAAACCAUCGGAGGAGAAACUCUAGACUGCAAGAACUGUUUUUACCCAUGGCAUGGGUGGAAUUAGAGUGGAAUAAGGAUGUUAACGUGGUUCUCAGACUCUUUCUUCACUACGUGUUCACAGGCUGCUAAUAUUAAACCUUUCAGUACUCUUAUUAGAAUACAAGCUGGGAACUUCUAAACACUUCAUUCUUUAUAUAUGGACAGCUUUAUUUUAAAUGUGGUUUUUGAUGCCUUUUUUUAAAUGGGUUUUUAUGAACUGCAUCAAGACUUCAAUCCUGAUUAGUGUCUCCAGUCAAGCUCUGGGUACUGAAUUGCCUGUUCAUAAAAUGGUGCUUUCUGUGAAAGCCUUAAGAAGAUAAAUGAGUGCAGCAGAGAUGGAGAAAUAGACUUUGCCUUUUACCUGAGACAUUCAGUUCGUUUGUAUUCUACCUUUGUAAAACAGCCUAUAGAUGAUGAUGUGUUUGGGAUACUGCUUAGUUUAUGAUAGUUUGUCCUGCCUCCUUAGUGAUAUGUGUGUGUCUCCAUGCACAUGCACGCCAGGAUUCCUCUGCUGCCAUUUGAAUUAGAAGAAAAUAAUUUAUAUGCAUGCACAAGAAGAUAUUGGUGGCCGGUGGUUUUGUGCUUUAAAAAUACAAUAUCUGACCAAGAUUCGCCAAUCUCAUACAAGCCAUUUACCUUGCAAGUGAGAUAGCUUCCCCACCAGCUUUAUUUUUGAACAUGAAAGCUGAUGCCAAGGCCAAAAGAAGUUUAAAGCAUCUGUAAAUUUGGAUCGUUUUCCUUUAAUCACCAUUUUUUUGUGGUUAUUAUUUUUGUCAUGGAAAGCAUCCUCUCCAAAGUUGGAGCUUCUAAUGCCAUGAACCAUGCUUACAAAGAAAGCACUUCUUAUUGAAGUGAAUCCCUGCAUUUGAUAGCAAUGUAAGUGCCUAUAACCGUGUUCUGUAUUCUUUAUUCUCAGUAACUUUUAAAAGGGAAGUUAUUUAUAUUUUGUGUAUAAUGUGCUUUAUUUGCAAAUCACCCACUCCUUUACAACCAUACUUUAUAUAUGUACAUACAUUGAUACUGUAGAAACCAGCUCAUGUGUACCUCACAUCCCAUCCUUAAGAGAAGAAAUGUUAUAAAGUAGAACUAAAUAUGAAUUUUCAGAAUUAAUGCAUUCAAAGUAAUAUAUCAAAUCCAGGACUUUGUUAACUAAAGCCAAAAACUUCAUUAGGGUAAUAUCAUCUCAAUUUUUUCAAAUGAAAGGAUUCUCUAAUUAGAAAUUUAUAUGUCAGAGCUGAUAUAAAUUUAUCAACUGUUAAAUAUGUUUUGGACAUCUAAAUCAUUUGAGAUUUUUGGUUUUUUGAUUUCUGUUCCCUAACUUGUGAAGACAAUGAAAAAUCAGGCAGAAAUAUUUAGUAUCUAGUCAGUAUCUGUAGCUACACUGUAAAACUGUUCUUCAAUAAAAUGGUUCAUAUUUUA
Messenger RNA from Symphalangus syndactylus (siamang), 4135 nucleotides. RefSeq names its product bone morphogenetic protein receptor type 1A (gene BMPR1A). The record is from RefSeq and is a predicted model, not a curated record. Gene Ontology annotation, molecular function: ATP binding; transmembrane receptor protein serine/threonine kinase activity. Lineage: Eukaryota; Metazoa; Chordata; Mammalia; Primates; Hylobatidae. Gene Ontology annotation, cellular component: signaling receptor complex; plasma membrane. Gene Ontology annotation, biological process: protein phosphorylation; cell surface receptor protein serine/threonine kinase signaling pathway; cellular response to growth factor stimulus.